CUUCGGUGGAUUCUAAACCGGACAAUAACCGUUUCGUACAACAGCAAUAAUUUUGGGACUGGUGCGAUGACGAAAUCGAGAUUCUCUCAUCAUUCGUCUCCGAAAUUGAUUUUUGUAGGGACCGUUUCUUAUCAGUGCUUCAUUAACCAUUAAAUUCGUCAUAAAGGGAUCAGUAGUAUUGACAGUUGACUGAGAAGACGGGGAGUCGUUAAGAUGAACCGACGAGGUUACAAACCAGUGCAAUUUUAAAUCAGGAUGUGAUCGGACAAUUUUUUUUUGCAACUUUUUUUCGUUCAGCACAAUCUCUUCCGAUUAAAAACGAUAGAAAUUGUACAAAUUGCGUACACGGUUGUCAAACACGACUGGCAAGAUAUACCUGACCUGACAAGAUGUCCUGACGCCAAAUACUUUUUUACGAGUGUAUCUAUAGGCUUCCCAGUUCAUAUGGUAUGCGUUCUGUUAUAAGGGAUUGUAGCCCAGAAAAUUUGACGUAUUAUUUAUAUGUCUUGGAGGAAAGGCUGAAAGAAUAGUUGCACUAGUGAUGGAAGGAAACGUGCAAAACAAAUUGAUGCGUUAUGGCGACGUUCUCAUGAGAGUUCCUCUACUCUUUGUCAUUGACGAACUACUCAGAGUUGGUCUUGGCACUGUUGAAGAAAGUAUAGCUCUCAAUGCGACAGAAAGUGGCAAAGAAACUAUAAUUCAGGAUGUCGGCGUUGACAGCUUUUCCCUCAUAGGCCAAGAGCUUUUUUUGAUACAGCACGUCGACCUCAAUAGAUACUUUUAUGAGAAUUAUGUCAUAACUUCUUUGAAAUUCAUCGCUUGCUGUUUUGGAUGCAUAGUCGCUCUCUGCAUAUUUGUUCUCUCGACAAGGCAUCUGGUAGUAAUCUAUUUGUACCUGAUAUCGAUAGGCGUAAUAUUCGUGUCAUACUGGUCGAAUGUUAGCACGAUCAAAGCCAUAACACUCUUUUUGAGUGCGGAAGGCAGUCCGCCAAGUAUUCUCGACGAUAUACUGAGUCUGAAUUUAAAUCCAUUGAUUAAUUACGGUCCUGGUUUACUCAUCGUCCAGAAUUACAUAUUACAAUGCAUUUUAGCGAGUAUAUUUACUUAUAUUCAUUUGGCACCGCGAUACGCCGUUAUACAAAAGUUACUCAUAUUGAGUUUCUUGGCACCUUCAAUACUUGGAAUUUUUCCACUUCCGACGACGAUACUUCAUCAUGCUCCGGUAUUCGCGACGCUGUUGCCACUAGCAGUGAGCAAAUUUGUAAUUUGGUACAACAGUGUAACCGUGAUGAUGACACUUCACGGGGGUUACAGACACGCGAGAAAUUUCGUAACGAAUUACGGUAUGUCGGCUCUGGCAGAGACUGAGUGGAGCAGAUUGAACGUGCCGAGUGUGUUACGAGCGUUUUGGAUUCUUCGAGUUGCCGAACAGGUUGUACAAAUACUGGAUACUCAUUACGGAGAAGAAACGUUUACGUACUACAUGGUGAUAAGAACGUUGCUGGUAAACGGAUGCGAGACUUUAACAGCGUUGUUGGGAAUGACGAGUAUAAUAUCGUACAUUUGUCAUUACAUCGGUUAUUUUUCGUUGUGGGUAUUGAUGACUGAGGACGGUGAUGAAAAAACCAUUGGAACCGUUUCGGCGGUGUUGUUUUACAUUCUGGCAUUGCAAACCGGGCUGACGAGUCUCGACCGUGAGAAGCGUUUGGUUCGUUUAUACCGAAAUUUUUGUCUUCUAUUCACGGCUCUUCUCCACUUUGUUCACAACAUAGUGAACCCGUUAUUAAUGUCGCUGAGUGCGUCGCACCAUCCGGCUCUCCAUCGUCACGUGCGAGCUCUCGUAGUAUGUGCGGUUCUCAUCAUAUUUCCGGUGUCUCUUCUGGUCUUCCUGUGGUCCCAUUUCACAAUCAGUACUUGGCUACUAGCCGUAUCAGUCUUCAGCGUCGAGGUCAUCGUCAAGGUCUUCGUUUCCCUGGCAAUUUACUCGCUCUUUCUUUUCGACGCGUACAGAAGCGUCUUUUGGGAGCAGCUCGACGAUUGCGUCUACAUGAUACGUUCCUUCGGCAACACCGUAGAAUUUUCUUUCGGCAUAGUUCUAUUUUUCAAUGGUUUCUGGAUAUUGGUCUUCGAGUCCGGCGGAGCGAUACGAGCGAUAAUGAUGUGCAUACACGCCUAUUUCAACAUAUGGUGCGAGGCAACCGCAGGUUGGAGUGUCUUCAUGAAACGGCGUACAGCAGUCAACAAAAUAAAUUCGCUUCCCGAAGCAAAAGUCGAACAACUUCGCGUGCUUGACGACGUUUGCGCGAUUUGUUAUCAAGAAAUGCGAAGCGCCAAAGUAACAAGAUGCAAUCACUACUUCCACGGUGUGUGUCUCCGAAAAUGGCUUUAUAUACAAGACCGUUGUCCUCUCUGUCACGAUAUACUGUACAAGGUCCAGGAUAAUCAAGCCAAUGCGAGCGGAAACGGAGUUCAGAACGCCACCGAACGUUCGACAGAAAAUUUGCCGCAGCUUCACAAUUUCGUCGAGGGAGUCGAGCCCGAGAGAUAAAACGCGAAAUAACGUGGGCCUCUCGGUGGCACACUCUCUCUUUUGAUAGUUCAUAGUUUAAUCGAUCGUUGAUAAAUCAUUGUAACGAGAAGAAAACGUUGAGAGAGGAAAAUUGAAAAAAAAAAAAAAAAAAAAAAAAAAAAUAUUAACAAAAGACAGAAGAACGAAGACACUGUACGAACUCGGAAUUACGAUGCGAAAUUUACUCGAUGGCACUCCACGUCCUUGCGGAUUAAGUUUCUUUCUUUUUUUUCCGCGAUUUUGUGUUCCCUUUAGCGUUAUAAAAAAUUUCCGAGACGAAUUAACGACGAAUUACCGAUAGAACGUGGAUCAUCUGUAGAUUUGGCAGAUGGGACAAUGUGAUAUUUAAUUCUAUAUGUGUACACUGUAAUGACGCUAAUAAAAUUUUCUUCAGAGUCAUUAAUUUAGAAAAACGAA
Messenger RNA from Venturia canescens, 2986 nucleotides. It is a transcript of the gene Trc8, whose product is annotated as TRC8 ring finger protein. The transcript has 6 exons. Lineage: Eukaryota; Metazoa; Arthropoda; Insecta; Hymenoptera; Ichneumonidae. The coding region runs from base 542 to 2548 and encodes 668 amino acids. The record is from RefSeq and is a predicted model, not a curated record. Gene Ontology annotation, biological process: ERAD pathway. Gene Ontology annotation, cellular component: endomembrane system; endoplasmic reticulum.